AUGUCCCCAUACCGGCUGGUGUUCGGAAAAAUGUGCCACCUGCCAGUAGGAGUAGAGCAUCAAGCUUACUGGGCCAUCAAGGAGAUGAACAUGAAUGCCGACACAGGAACUGCAGAAAGAAGAAUGCAACUACAGGAGCUUGAGGAGCUCCGUCUGGAUGCCUAUGACUCUGCUACGUGGUACAAGAAAAAAACGAAGAUGUGGCAUGACAAGAAUCUCCGCAAGAAGGAGCUCAAGGUGGGCCGGAAAGCGUUGCUGUUUCAGUCCAGGCUGAAACUGAUGCCAGGGAAGCUCAGAUCAAGGUGGAUAGGUCCUUAUACCAUUGUCGCCAUCCGAGCAAAUGGAGCAAUCGAACUCCAGGGAGGCGAUCCAGAUUCUCCUUCCUUCAUGGUGAAUGGUCAUAAGGUGAAGCCAUACAGAGAAGGAAUGGAGGUGUUUGUGGUGGAUGACAUUCCAUUACUCAUGCCUAACUCCUCCCAAUAA
Salvia splendens (bonfire salvia) is the source of this 483-nucleotide messenger RNA. RefSeq lists its product as uncharacterized. Lineage: Eukaryota; Viridiplantae; Streptophyta; Magnoliopsida; Lamiales; Lamiaceae. The transcript has a single exon. Bases 1 to 483 code for a protein of 160 amino acids. The record is from RefSeq and is a predicted model, not a curated record.